This is a messenger RNA of Racocetra persica, 396 nucleotides long. Lineage: Eukaryota; Fungi; Glomeromycota; Glomeromycetes; Diversisporales; Gigasporaceae. The record is from the annotation of a GenBank genome assembly.
GAACGAGUAAUAGCGUCUAAUAUAAAAAAUAAAAUAAUAUAUACUGGCUCUGAUGAAGAAGCUUAUGCAGAGAUUUUACGUCAGCAUAAAGCCAAGAGAGAUGCUAUUUUUUUUUCAACUGAAAAGCAAAUUAUUGAAAACGAUCCGUUUAGGCCAAGUAAGCUCCCGAAGACAAGGAAUACUACUUCAAUAAUUAAUAGUGUAACACUUUACAAAUUUGAUAAUAGACAUAAUAUUGGAGUAGAAGAUCAAAAGACUACUGGAAAUGAAGCAAAUAGACAAGUCUCAAAUUUGAAUGAAAAGAGUGGUGAAAAUGUUCCACCAUCUCGAAAAAGAAAAAUUGAAAAUUCUGCUCUGAAGGAUCUUUUCAAUGAACAAGAAAUUAACUGGAAUUGA